AUGAUGGCCCAAACAUCCGGUGGGAAUGCACGCGCGACGACAAAUUCUUCGAGAGCGUCCGACUCCUCCCGCAACGACGAUUCGGGUUCUGCAGUUGAAACAGAUACUCUCGGCCGUCGAAGGCUACAAAAAACUACUCCGAGCAUGACAUCCGCGCCAACUCAAGGCCAAAGAGCCCCAUCCAUAUCAAGAAGCGUGACAGACCCGCGUCUGCAGGCCAUAGGAAGGAGAAGACAAUCAAUACGUGACCAGAACACGAUCGCUCCCAGGGGUCCUCGUUCCGCAACUGGAUCUAUGCAUUCCGGCAAUUCUUCGAUUGACAUCACGACGGAAACUAUGAGAAAUGCAUCCAUUAGCAGUACGACUUCAGGUACAAGCUCCAGCACUCCCAAUAUGAACAAUUCAAGCGAACAUCAUAGCAACAAGUCUUCUUCGGAAAAUCUCGAGUUUCCGGCGCCCAUCAACUUCGAUGAUUUUCACAACAGUAUUUUAGACGAACCUAGCUUAAAUAAUUUCCCUCUGCCAGGUCAUGGUGGUGCUAGAUACGAGAGCAAAAAGGCACAACCACGGUCACAUAAUCAGUGGACCACGACUGAACCAAUUACGACGAGGACCGCACGAUCCAACUCCUUUCGGCGCCAGAGCGAUGUCGCUCGGUUUCAUACUCAGGCAUCGUCAGUCAACACAUCGAUGCCCCCUCCCCCAGCGUCUUCUGCUAGAUCUCGUCGCCAAAGCCAUGUCCCACCUCCGUCGUCUACCUCUGUCUCGACUCGCGCUCCUCGAAAAUCAGUGGGUCCUGGUAUCUUUACUAUGGAUACCCCCGGAGACUCCAUGCCGAAGCGACGACCCAGUUUAUCAAUGCGCAAAGCUAGCGUUGAUAACAUCAAACCUGAUCCACGUUACCGGAUGCGUUCGACGAAUAACAAUGAUUCCGAUAACCUUGCCACACCCAGUUCUAGAUCGCUCAAAGCAAAAUCGUUACAACCACCAUCAAGGGAACGAUUGACGCAGGACAGCUUAUUGGCACCUACAACUGGCGAUAGAUCAUCGACAACGAAUGGCCUCUUGACCCCUGUGAAACCCGCUGCUGGCAGCACUAAUACACCUUCGUCAUCCGCUUCGAGUAAGCGGAUGUCAACUAUGCCUCAUGCUACAGGUUUAGGCGCACGUACAAUUAGCCCUACCGAUGCUCGACGAAUGAAGCGAAUGUCACUGAUGCCGCAGGCUCCUCCUGUGCCUGUUACACCGCCCGCCGCUCAACCUAUACCGCCCGAGGUGCUAACCCUACGACCACGAUCCUCUCAAUCACCAUCCAUGAUCCCGAGGAAAAGCGUCACUCCUUCCUCGUCCCGAACGACACCCGAUCCCAGUCGCAAGUCUUAUAGCUCUGGCAUGUCUCUUUCCUCAAACACCAGCUACAACUCUGCUCGUAACUCUAGCGGGUCCCUGCAACCUCGACUAUCUCAGACAUUCUCCUCCUCUCGACUUCCCACGCCGAAACCACGUAUGGAGUCCAUGAACAACGGAAACGAGGAAGAGGUGCCCCCGGUCCCUGCUAUUCCCAAGGCAUACGAGUCUCCAAAGACAGAAUCUGAGAUCAUGUUCCCAACCAAUGCUCGUAAAUCUAGCCUGCCUUUGGAUAUUGAAUCUGCACGCGGCUCAGACUCUAGUCGACCAUCCACAACUGUCAACAACACCACAGAGCCUUUUGCACCCCCUGCGCCAUGGAUGACAGGAACCAGAACUACAGAAGCCAAAGGAAAACAAGCCGCUGGCUUGGGACGGAAGAGCUUACAACCCUUGAAAUUGCCUCCAUUGAACUUGUUGCCGCUCAGCACCCCCAUGGCUGCAAAGAUUGAGGCUCUGAACAGCAAUAAUAGCAACCAGCAGAAUCCGUCUACGCCACCUCCACGUACCAAUAUCCCCAAGACUCCCAGUACACCAAUGACAGCCUCCAAGGCAUCCUUUUUCAAGAACGAUGAAGAUGACGUGGAACGAACUCAGCUGCCUCGCAGCAGCACUUCUCACUUUCUGGUCAGCACAUCCAAUACAGCAGGUUUCAGGGCACCCAGUAGUUCUAGUGCUGUCGUUCCCCUAGACAUGCCGUCGUUGAGUCGGAAUAUAUCUCCUUACAUAUCCUCGUCGCUACCGAAAUCCACUAGCGACUUCAACUUCAUGCGUCAACAUUUGAACGGGGAGUACUCAAAUUCUCAGGCAGGCACGAAGUUGAUGGGUCCCAGACCUCAGACUCAAUCAUCAGCUUUCUCACUCAAUACGGAUACCGGAACUCGUCUAUCAAGUACACCAGAUGCUGACACAAAUUGUGCUACAUUGAAGAGCAAGCUGCCCUCGACACUCAGGCAUAGUGUAUCUAAACCCAUUCUGUCGUCAGAUACCAAGGUCAACGCAGCAAAAUAUGACAGCAUGCCACCGCCUCGACUUCCAGCAUCUGCUACAUGGAACGGUUUAUCUGCAGUUGCUACGCGUACGACCAGUCCAACGCUGAAGAGUUCCUUUAUGUCAAAUCAUCGCAAGUCUUCUCUGUCGAGCCUGAACACGAAGCAGUCAAGCUUCAACAAUGAGCCAAUUGCAUAUACUAUGCCCAGUCCUGCAAUUACCGAUCCUGGGGAUGCCGAUUCUGCUGACAAUAACCGUCCUGCGUCGUCAAUUUUGUCUCCAGUGCAAAAGAUUAUCAACUCCGCCAAAUCCAAUGUCGGCACAAAACCCCGGAAUGCUGACCCUAAUGUCGACUUGGUCGAGCUUGCGGCUGAUGAAGAGAUGCGCAGACUUGGCAGUAAAAGAAAAGACUUUGAAAUUGCUGCGAAGGAAUUGGAUGAGCUGCGUCGCAGAGCCAGUCCCAAGGAACGUGUUGGCCCAGCACAAGCGAUCAAGAUGGCUUCUCUCAACAUCUUUGAACGAGGCGAAAUCAUUGAUUUUAAGGAUAUCUAUUUCUGCGGCACGCAGAAGGCCAAGAAGCACGUGGGCGAUCUCAAGUCUCAGGCAGCCAACUUCGGUUACGAUGAUGACCGGGGUGACUAUCAGAUUGUCAUUGGCGAUCACUUGGCUUACCGAUACGAAGUCGUGGACGUUCUAGGCAAAGGUAGCUUUGGUCAAGUUGUCCGAUGUGUUGAUCAUAAAACAGGUCAAUUGGUAGCCGUGAAGAUCAUUCGCAAUAAGAAGAGAUUCCAUCAACAAGCCUUGGUUGAAGUCAACAUUUUGCAGAAGCUGAAGGAAUGGGAUCCUAAUAAAAAACACAGUGUCGUACACUUCACCCAAAGCUUCUACUUCCGUGGUCAUCUUUGCAUCUCUACCGAACUCCUUGGCAUGAACUUAUACGAAUUUAUCAAAGCCCACAACUUCAAGGGCUUCUCUUUGAAACUUAUCCGCCAAUUCACGAAACAAAUGCUCAGCACUCUAGUGCUUUUGUAUUCGAAGAGAGUUAUACAUUGCGACUUGAAGCCUGAGAACAUCCUACUUGCUCAUCCCAUGCGGUCAGAGAUCAAAACUAUCGACUUUGGUUCCAGCUGUUUCGACCAUGAAAAGGUUUAUACUUAUAUUCAGAGUCGAUUCUAUCGUUCUCCUGAGGUUAUUCUCGGCAUGUCCUACGGCAUGGCUAUCGAUAUGUGGAGUUUGGGCUGUAUCCUCGCUGAGUUGUAUACUGGGUAUCCCAUUUUCCCCGGAGAAAACGAACAGGAACAACUGGCUUGUAUAAUGGAGAUUUUCGGACCCCCAGAGAAGCAUCUGAUUGAUAAGAGCACUCGCCGAAAGCUAUUCUUCGACUCUUUGGGUAAACCUCGUUUGACCGUCUCAUCCAAGGGUCGACGACGACGGCCAAGCUCCAAGGACCUCCGACAGGUGUUGAAAUGUGACGACGAACCAUUUUUGGACUUUGUUGCUCGCUGUCUCAGAUGGGAUCCCGCGCGACGAAUGAAUCCAAAUGAUGCUAUGAAUCACGAAUACAUCACGGGAAUCAAAUCUACCGGUCGACCACGUGCAUACCUGUCUAGCAGCAACCUGGUCUCUAAACGACUUACGACCAGCGGAGUUCCCUCAUCCAGGCCUCUACCCGAGCCUCCCGGCCUAGGUGGUAAAACUGGGCUUGGAUUUCACAAGGCCACAAGCAGCUCCCCAGUCAAAGCUGCCGCGAAGCGUUUGUCGAGUGUCAACAACAGUAUACAGCAGCCUGCCGCAAGCAAGCGGAUAUCGAACAGUGGAGCUGUGAGCAACGGCGUUGGCUCUGCACUCCCGCGCAGGAAUCCAAGUGGAAGUCUAGCCGCAGCAGCUGCAGCUACGAGCUUAUCUAACAAAUGA
Talaromyces marneffei is the source of this 4311-nucleotide messenger RNA. RefSeq lists its product as uncharacterized. NCBI's taxonomy places the organism in Eukaryota, Fungi, Ascomycota, Eurotiomycetes, Eurotiales, Trichocomaceae. The coding region runs from base 1 to 4311 and encodes 1436 amino acids. The record is from RefSeq and is a predicted model, not a curated record. Gene Ontology annotation, biological process: peptidyl-threonine phosphorylation; peptidyl-serine phosphorylation. Gene Ontology annotation, molecular function: ATP binding; protein serine/threonine kinase activity. The transcript has 4 exons.